Messenger RNA from Arachis ipaensis, 2478 nucleotides. Its product is annotated as UDP-glucuronate 4-epimerase 3-like. NCBI's taxonomy places the organism in Eukaryota, Viridiplantae, Streptophyta, Magnoliopsida, Fabales, Fabaceae. The record is from RefSeq and is a predicted model, not a curated record.
AAACUCUCUUCCCCUCAAGGAAAACAGCUUUUCUCCCACACAUUAUUAAUUUAUUAUAUCCUCAAAUAAAAAGGAUAAUGCAAACUAUUGGAACUCCCAACUUCAAGGCCUUACAUCCAAUCAAUUUAGCUUUAUUUUAGAUAAAAGAGAAAUAUUAGACUUCUUUUACUAUUGAACUUCCAUUUCCAGCACGCAAACAUGUCUUCUUUUUUUCUUUCUUCUUUCUUCCAGACAAAUAUCAAAAGGAUACACAUAUAAUAAUUGGAAACAAAAUUUUGUUUUGUUAAAUCAAAUUAUUAUAAGCCUUUUGAUUCACCACUAACCAAAUGCUUCAAACUUUCUUUUUUCUAUCUAAGCAAUAUAGACAGUCUUUCCAAAUUUUUAAAUUCAUCGAAAAAACACAAAUUUUGAACCAUUUUUUGGUUUGAGAAACCAUAAACCCAAAAAAGGGUGGCCAUAAUAACAACCUUAACAGCCAAGAAACGAGAAGAUUUCCAUAUAUAACAUUGAGAAAGUUCUCUUUCAUUCCUUUGAUCCUUUCACCAUCCUCACCUUGAACAUCAUUCCACAAUGCCCAAGUAUAGUGAUACUUAAAUUUCUGAAAUAAGAAUGCACUAUUUCUGAAACAAACGUCACCUUUGAGUACCAAGGUAAAUAAUUCUUAAGGAAAGUGCUCUUCUUCACAAUUUGUGAGUAAUUCAAUUUCAUAUUCUCUAUCAUUUUAAUAAAAAUCCUUGAAGAAAGUUGAGAUGGAUAACACCCCGUCCACACCUGGGAAGUUCAAGAUGGAGAAAGGUUCAUAUUUUCAUAGGCCUCGGUGGCACACUUCCUUAGCGAAGCUGGCAUUUUGGUCCUUCGUGUUCUUGGGUCUAAUGUUCAUCUUCUUCUUUAGAACCCCAUCAAUACCUUCACCAUCAUCGCUUCCAACAGACCAUUCACGCAGGUCCCUAAGGACCUAUAACAAUUUUGGUGCAGCAUGGGAGAAGAGGGUUCGUUCUUCUGCAAGAAUUAGGUCCCCGAAUGGGGUGUCUGUGCUUGUAACUGGUGCUGCAGGUUUUGUUGGAACCCAUGUCUCUGCUGCACUCAAACGUAGGGGUGAUGGAGUACUUGGCCUUGACAACUUCAAUGAUUAUUAUGAUCCGUCGCUAAAACGUGCACGCCAAGCUCUCUUAGAGCGUACUGGGGUCUUCAUUGUUGAAGGAGACAUUAAUGAUGUUGACCUUCUCAAGAAACUCUUUGAGAUUGUGGCUUUCACCCAUGUAAUGCAUUUAGCUGCUCAAGCUGGUGUCAGGUAUGCGAUGGAAAACCCGGGAUCAUAUGUUCAUAGCAACAUUGCAGGUUUUGUGAAUUUGCUUGAGGUUUGUAAGUCUAUGAAUCCACAACCUGCUAUAGUAUGGGCAUCUUCAAGCUCAGUAUACGGAUUGAACACCAAAGUUCCAUUUUCCGAAAGGGAUAGAACUGACCAACCUGCAAGCUUGUAUGCUGCAACUAAGAAAGCAGGUGAAGAAAUUGCUCACACAUAUAAUCACAUCUAUGGACUUUCCUUAACAGGGUUGAGGUUCUUCACUGUUUAUGGCCCUUGGGGAAGACCUGAUAUGGCCUACUUCUUUUUCACAAGGGAUAUCUUGAAGGGCAAGUCAAUUCCGAUCUUUGAAGCGGCGAAUCAUGGAACGGUUGCUAGAGAUUUCACUUAUAUUGAUGACAUUGUGAGGGGUUGUUUGGGAGCAUUGGAUACUGCAGAGAAGAGUACUGGUAGUGGAGGGAAGAAAACCGGACCGGCUCAGUUGAGGGUGUUCAAUUUAGGGAAUACUUCGCCGGUGCCGGUUUCGGAACUUGUGAGCAUUUUGGAGAGGCUCUUGAAAGUUAAGGCAGAGAGAAACAUAAUGAAGUUGCCAAGAAAUGGUGAUGUUCAGUUUACUCAUGCAAACAUUAGUUAUGCUCAGUCAGAGUUUGGUUAUAAACCAAAAACGGAUUUGCAGAAUGGUUUAAAGAAAUUUGUUCAAUGGUACAUCAAUUACUAUUCUGAUGGCAAGAAAGCUGAUCAGUGAAUGAUUUUAUGGUAGGAUCGUAGGAGGGUAAAUUUGGGAGAACAAUAAAAUACAGUCAACAUGCAUCUUGAGUUAUAAUUGUUUGAUUUUUUAUGUGAAUUUUUUGACUGAUUUUUAUUGUACCCUACUAUAAUUCUUGUGGUUGUACUUUGGCAUUUCUGUUCUGUUGCUUGUUCAAUGUGCUCUUCAUAUGUGACAAAGAUGGCUUAUGAGGAGGUUCAUUGUUUCCUGCAUUGAGGAAGUCUUGUUCAUGCUUGGAGACUAACUAAUGCCUUGGCACCUAGUAUCAAAUAGGAAGAAUCACAUUCUUCUCUUUAGUCUUUUCCCUAAAUGUAAUUAUUCUUGUAACAUUAGAAAAUGUAGCAUUCAUUGAAAGUGUAUAUGCUUUUUGUUUGUUGUCACUAGAACAGUAUAUGCUGAUUUCAGGCCA